AUGGCUGUUACCAGUUACGCGUUUCACACCAGAAAGACGUAUCUCAGCUUGGCGGUCGUUCUUUUGGCGCUCGUGUGGUACCUGGAGCUGCACUGCCGUGAGGGCUGGAUCAAGCUCUGGCUGUGGCAGUCGGACGUCGAAAGGGAGUUCUGCCUUGUGGAGACGCCGCCAAAGGUGCAGAAUGCCUUCAUGCCACCCGUGGAUUGUAGUAUAUGCAAAGGCCUCUCGCAAGUGGAACGGCGUCAGAAACUGACACCACAGGAGUUUCAACAAAGGUAUGCAUAUUCCGGCGUGCCACUGGUGAUAACGGAUGCUGCACACAACUGGACAGCGCUGGAAACGUUUUCACUGACAUUCUUUAGAAACCUUUAUGAAGGCGCAGCAACAACUAGUUCGUCGAAGCAUUACUGCCAGUUCUUCCCGUACAAGACAGAAUUCAAGAACUUGUACGAUGUAUUCAAUAUGAGUCCCGAACGUGCCAAAAGUCCCUGGUACAUUGGCUGGAGCAACUGCAAUCCUAGUGUGGCAGACAUCCUUCGUAAGCACUACCAGAGGCCCUAUUUCCUGCCGGACCAUUCGGAGGGGUCAACACUAGACUGGAUCUUCAUGGGGAGCCCUGGCUAUGGUGCCCACAUGCAUAUCGACCAUGUAGGCAAGCCUUCUUGGCAGGCACAAAUUCGGGGGCGGAAGCAAUGGAACUUGGAACCGGUACCGGAAUGCUACGCUGACUGUCACAAUCUGCAAGUCGUUGUUGAUCCAGGAGAAAUCAUUGUGGUGGAUUCCAACCUGUGGUACCACAAGACACUCAUCAUUGGGGACGAGUUGAGCAUUGCCAUCGGGUCAGAAUACGACUAAUCCUUCACAGCCUGACUCAAGCAAGCGCAGCAACAGUGUCGCCUGCGGUCGAGGAUACAGUUCCGAUGCUCCAGGCAACCAUGUCUUGACUUCAAGCUUUUACUUUCUUGCCAUAGUUUAAACUGAAAAAAUAAACAUUAGAACCUUGGUUUGCA
This is a messenger RNA of Ornithodoros turicata, 1010 nucleotides long. Its product is annotated as bifunctional arginine demethylase and lysyl-hydroxylase JMJD6-like. Gene Ontology annotation, molecular function: 2-oxoglutarate-dependent dioxygenase activity. NCBI's taxonomy places the organism in Eukaryota, Metazoa, Arthropoda, Arachnida, Ixodida, Argasidae. Bases 1 to 855 code for a protein of 284 amino acids. The transcript is spliced from 6 exons. The record is from RefSeq and is a predicted model, not a curated record.